This is a messenger RNA of Neopelma chrysocephalum (saffron-crested tyrant-manakin), 1110 nucleotides long. RefSeq names its product 15-hydroxyprostaglandin dehydrogenase (gene HPGD). Gene Ontology annotation, cellular component: cytoplasm. Gene Ontology annotation, molecular function: oxidoreductase activity, acting on the CH-OH group of donors, NAD or NADP as acceptor. The transcript has 7 exons. NCBI's taxonomy places the organism in Eukaryota, Metazoa, Chordata, Aves, Passeriformes, Pipridae. The record is from RefSeq and is a predicted model, not a curated record. The coding region runs from base 71 to 871 and encodes 266 amino acids.
GGGCAGGUGACACCGCGCUGGGUUGCUCGGGCUCGGCGGGCGCGGGGCGGGCGGCAGGAGCGCGGCGGCCAUGCACGUCAAUGGGAAGGUGGCUCUGGUCACCGGCGGGGCGCAGGGCAUCGGACGGGCUUUCGUACAGGCGCUGCUGGGCAAGGGCGCCAAGGUAGCUCUCCUGGACCGCAACUCCGAGGCCGGACAGGAGAGCAAGGCGGCCCUGGACGAACAGUUUGAAGCGCAAAGGACGGUGUUCAUCCAGUGUGACGUGACGGAUCAGGAGCAGCUGAAAGAUGCUUUCAAAAAAGUAAUUGAACAUUUUGGAAGGCUGGAUAUUGUGGUUAAUAAUGCUGGAGUGAACAAUGAGAAGGACUGGGAAAGCACUAUACAAACUAACUUGACAUCUGUGAUUAGAGGAACCUACCUUGGCCUAGAAUACAUGAGAAAAGGAAAUGGAGGCAAUGGAGGAGUAAUCAUUAAUAUCUCAUCCUUGGCAGGACUCAUGCCUGCUGCAUUUCAACCAGUGUACUGUGCUACAAAGCAUGGUGUAAUUGGAUUCACACGAUCAAUAGCAUUAGCUGCUAAUAUGGACAACCACGGUGUAAGACUCAACACAAUUUGUCCAGGAUUUGUCAACACACCAAUUCUUCAGUCAAUAGAUAAAGAAGAGAAUAUGGGACAAUAUUAUUCAUAUAAGGAUGAGAUAAAAAAUAUGAUGCAGUUCUAUGGCGUAAUGGACCCAUCAACAAUUGCUGAGGGACUGAUAACAAUAAUUGAAGACGAUACUCUAAAUGGAGAAGUAAUGAAGAUUACAGCAUCCCAAGGGAUUCAUUUUCAGCAAUACGGCCAAACACCUUUUACAUCAUCAAAGAGAUAAAGAAUUGUUUUGUGCUAAUUCCUCCUGGCUUAUCUUAAAUAUAAAAAGUUUUGAAAAGAGUAAUUUUGGGGAAAAGGGUUAAUGUUUUAUCUAGAGCAGUGACAGUGUUCAAACGUUUGCAUCCUAAUAACAAAGAAAUGGGCAAGAAAAUCUGGUGUGGGAAGAUGUUACCACCCUAUUCUGAUUAUAAAAACACUAAGAAGAUUAUUUAUUUAGUAUAAUAAACACACUGCUCUGAA